AGCCACUGACGGCGUGUGGGAGGCAGUGAUGUCUUGCUGGGAGGACGGGAACCAUCUCCUUUCCGCAGCUCAGCGGUGCAAGCUGGUAUCCGUCCUUCGAGCAGCGAGUGCCUUGGUAGACACUCUGCUGUUUUGCCCAAAAAAUUUCCUGCGGUCUCUGGUCAAGCAGUUGCCACAUGUUCCUCUGGAGGUGGUCUGUAGUCUUCACGCUGCUAGUCUGGCAAGUCUAGAGUCAUUCCUCAGAACAAGUGGAGCCUCAGUCCAGUACAUGGUUGCUGCCAUCACUAGUCUCAGCUGUGAGGAGAAUGUCUCUGCAGAACAGAUAGCUGUCAUGCAAACUGCAGCAGAGGCAGUGUGUGAACUGGUCACAAAGCAAUGUCCAGAGGCACUGGAGGUGGUGAAGCAACUGCCACAAGCCAUGCAAGCCACACCCACUUACUCCUUGUUGAGAGCAGCAGUUGCAAGUACUUCAAUCAGCUCUGCAGUGGCUGAGGCGGUUGGAGCAGUUAUGUUGAGCUCCCGGUUGGAGGAGCCUCCUCUCUCCAUGCCGGAGGCUGUCUCGCAGCAGGAAACCUGGCAGUACUCCUCCCUGCCACAGGCAACCAUUUCUCUCUACUCUGAUCUUCUUUCUGUGCUGGGUACCACUCAUUUUGCUGAGCUACUUCAAAAGGCUCUAAGUGUGGAGCAGCUCAACUGGCCAGCUCUGCUGCAGGCUGUGGUGUGUUUUCUUCAACACGAUCAGAGCACCCCCAGAUUACUGACUGAGUUGGUGGAGGGUCUGGUGUCUGAGGGACUGGAGGAAGGAGACACACAUUUGUUGGCCUGUGGUUUGCUGUUUGCAAGACAGGCAUCUUUGGAGGGAUCUCACCUCUUCACUUCCUAUGGCCACUGGCUUCAGAAUGUGUUUGGGGACAGAAGUGGCACUUUCAUUAAAGGAAAGAAAGAGUUGCUGUUUCUGCUAAAAAUGCUGAGUGCUUUAGUUCCUCAUGACCCAGUGUUUGCACUGAAGGCACAUGUGUCCCACCCUCCUCGUCAACUGGCCAAGUGUCUGGCUCAGGUCAAUGACUAUGUAACACUGGUGUCCACAAGACUGCAAGAUCUUGGAGAGAAGGUUCCAAGUGGAGGAAAAACUGAUGUUGAUGCGAGACAGGAGGUUGAGGAGGCCAUAGAGCACUACAGUUGCACUGGCUCUAUCCCUCAGAGUGUCAUAGAGGCCAGCAGAUUCAGACAACCGUACUAUUUAGGAAGAUUUCUCCCAUCGCUACUGUGUCCUUCCUCGACUUGUUCUGAACCAAGAGACCAGUUUAUAUCGGCUCUGGCAAGGGAAAAAAUUAUUCCCCCACGCAUGAUGAGGCGUUAUGAGAAGGCUUGUCAAGAAAUGAAAGGCAGAGAGAUGGAGAGUGUGACUGGAGAUGUGGUGUCAAUUCUGGAGGAGCUGCCCAGAGUUGUGAGAGAAAACUCAGGAGGUGUGGCCAGCCUCCUCUCUCGCCUCUCUUCGUGCCUCAGAGAAGAGACUCUCUCUCCAGUCAGAGCUCUGAAGCUUGUGGACCAUAUCCUGAGUGCCAUUGGCAAGACACUUGUCACUGAAUGGGAGAACAAGGAUCAUGGAUAUAGGUGGGUAGGGGACCUACUGGCUGUACUGAGCUCUCACACAUCUCUUCAUAGUCCACUCUAUGCUCGACUGAAUGAACUGCUGACCUCUCAAUUCGUGGAGCUGGUGGCAAUGCAGCUGUUUGCCGUUGCUGUGCUACUGUGUCAGGCCUUCCACGCAGCUCCUCCCAUGGCCGGCCUGGAACUGAAUGGCACUGCUCUGUGUACAGGCAAAGAGUUCUGCCUUGAUCUUCUCUGUCAAUUACGUCAUGAUAUGCCAACUCAGGCCUUGAGGUUUUGCUGUAUAUUCAUGGAGCAGUUCAUUCACAUAGAGAGAGAAACUCCUCUGCCAACUUGUCUGCUUCGUAAGAUGGUGUACAUGUACAAAAGAGCAAGAUUCCUACACUCGACUUUUACUGAAAAUACUGUGUUGGAAGCAGUUGAGAGGUUGCUGCUAGAGAAUCACUAUAUUGCUGAGCAGUGGCACAGCUGCAAGAUUUCGUUCGAAGCGUGGGUAUCAUGGGAGUUGGACGUCAGGGAAGAACGGACGGCUCGCCCAAUGAGACUGUCGUACCGAUGGAAAGAAGUCUACGGUACGUAUUUACCGUCUUCAUCUGCUGACCAGCUCUUUCAGACGUUGUUCAAGGCUUUAGUGCGCCAGCAACACUCUGCUGAGUUUGUUGCGAUCUUGCAGGAGCUGGCCCGUGUAGGCUGCAGCUCAUCGUCUCCACUAUUGGAAACUCUGCAGACUUUACUUAGUGAUGUAAGCAAUUAAUGUCGACCCUGUUCACUUUCUACCAGUAACCCAACCUAGAGCCGCAGUGUAUCCCUGGCCGCUUCCUCCAUGACGUUAGCAGUCUCUCUUCCUCCAUCCACUCUGUUCUGUGGCUGUAAAGAUGGUGAUGUAACGGUAGUUGGAAGCUUUGUCCAGCAGACUCUUGCUCCUCUGGUGCAGACCAUGAUGGCUUUGCCAUUCCACAUUACCCACUAUCUUCUACAGGGAGUCAGCUCUGUUGCAGGGGGUGGAGCCAAGCAGCUCUGUGAACUGAGUCCUUUCUUUCUGGCCUCCUUACUGGUCCACUGGCCUCUUUUUCCUAACAAACCUCCCUGUCCAUGUGAAGUGAUAGCCACUGCACCAUGGAUUCACAGUGGUAUGCAGGGUCCCCUACCGGUAUUCGUUUGUUCUGGUUUACUAGCACCACUCAGUGUGGCAGUGUGGCACAAAUUGACACAGCAGGAUGACACUGCUUCAUUACACCUGGCCCACCUUCCCAUACAUGUUGUUGUCUUUGUGGCUGUAUGCUGUGUACAUUGGCUGGCAAGCAACCCUCACCCACACCCCCUUCUCUCUACUGUGGAGACCCUUCUUGAGGCUUGUGUUGAACUAGAGCCAACAGCAAUGGAAGUUUUUCUCAGUGACCAAUCAGAAGUCCCAGAGUUUGUGAAGUUAAACCAUUUGCAGAUGUUGGCUGAAUUCCGGGGAACCUUCAGCUGCACACCAUCAAGUUCCUACCCAGUACUAUUGCUGAAACUAGCAGGAAGGCUUUCUGCACCAGUGCUAAAAUCCACACUGACUGCUACCACAUGCUUUCUUUGGCUGUGUGUAAAGGCCUAUGGGCAGUGUGUCAGUCUGUCUGCACCGCUCCCUAACAUUCCUCCACUAGCCUAUCAGCCAUUUAGUGUUCUGUUCAUUGGGGAAACUAAGUCUACUCUAGUGGCACUUGUAGAGCAAGCCGACCCUUCGCAGCUGCAGAAUGUACUGGAACAAUGCCCUGCAGAGCUCAAGCCAAUCCUCAUAUCAAAACUGAACUCACCUGAGAUGCAAUAACACUGUUUAAAGUAAACCUAACAAAUCAUCUUCAUCAGCACUAGAGCUCUGUUGAGAAUCACUCUUUUUACUUCUAUUUGUCUCUUUUGUCUGUGGACAGGAGAUGUUGGGUGGCUUUGCAAUGUCAGGCUCCUUUGUUUCCGUGCAUCUAGCCUCUCUCUUUCUUCUCUUUGUUGGUGGCGAAACUAGUUCGGGCACACCUAGCAAGGUGGAUUGUGGAGGAGGUGGAGGGGUGCUAGAAUGUCCUGCUGGGGACGUAGUAGCUACUUCAUCCUCUAGAGCAGUGGCUGCAGCAGAUGUAACCAACCCAUCCAUUAGACGUCUGAUUUUGUUCUUUUUCUCAUUCAGGACCAGUUUGAACUUGCUGUACAUCUCUUUUUCCACCUGUUCCUUGCUACGGAUUGCAUGCUCAAGUCUUUCGAGUGCUGUUUGUUGUUCUUGGGCCAGUUGCAGAUUCACUCUCUGUAGUUCAGAUAUCUUGUUCUGAAGGCAGAGGAAGGUGCUGACUGCAUGCUCCAGGAUCAUACUGUGAGUUGGUCCUGCCUCCUCUUCUCUCAGCAGCACACUGCCCAGCUGGAAUUUGACAUUAUCUGGAAGCAAGUGUCGUUUCCAACUCAACUGCAGUCCCCCAGACGUGUGGGUCACGCUGUAAAAGAAGGUUUCCGUGGCCCUGGGCUGCCCGGACAGUGCACGUUCCGACUCCUGUUUGAACUCCUCUGAGUCAAUGCCGACUUGUCGCGCCAUGCCACUGAGGUUAGCAGUAGUCAGCAGAGUAGUCCAGGUCCGGCUGUCCACGCACGCCGCCAGUCGCAGACCCGCCUCCUCUCCCCCCGUCAGGACGUAGACACGUUCUCCAGUGUCCCCGUCCACCAGUCGCGACAGAACCUGGGACGGUGGACCAUCGCUCCCACAGCCAAGCAAAUCCAUAUCCUCGCGGCGCAGCAAAGU
Molecule: messenger RNA, 4366 nt
Organism: Geodia barretti
Lineage: Eukaryota; Metazoa; Porifera; Demospongiae; Tetractinellida; Geodiidae
Source: the annotation of a GenBank genome assembly